UAUAAACCCCAGCUAAGAGUCUACUCAUUUUACUCUGGGCUGGAGGAGCGUCAAGGAUUCAAGCAUGAAGCUCCUUUUUCUGUCUGCCUUUGCACUCUUUGUGCUUUUCACCUUUGAUUAUGUCAACUCCUCAGCUUAUGACAAAAUAGUUUCCCACAGCCGCAUCAGGGCAAGAAAGGAAGGACCCAACGUCUGUGCACUUCAGCAAGUUAUGGGGACAAAGAAGAAAUACUUUAGCACUUGUCGUAAUUGGUACCACGGGUCCAUCUGCGGAAAGAAAGCGACUGUGCUGUAUGAGUGCUGUCCAGGAUAUAUCAAACUUGAUGGCAUGCCAGGCUGCCCUGCAGUUGCUCCUAUUGACCAUGUGUAUGGGAGUCUGGGUCUAGUUCAGGCCACCUCAACCCAAAAUUAUGCGGACAUUUCUAAACUUCGACCUGAGAUUGAGGGACCAGGAUCCUUUACUUUCUUUGCUCCAAGCAACGAUGCCUGGGAGCUGUUAGAUGAUACAGUAAGGAAUGCACUGGUCAGCAAUGUCAACAUUGAACUUUACAAUGCACUGCAUUAUCACAUGGUCAACAAACGCCUACUGACCAAAGAUUUAAAGAACGGACUGACCCUGACUUCUAUGUACAAUGAUCUUGGUCUCUAUAUUAAUCAUUAUUCCAAUGGGGUGGUGACUGUGAACUGUGCAAGGAUUAUCUAUGGUAACCAGGUAGCAACCAAUGGAGUCGUCCAUGUCAUUGACCGUGUCAUCACUAGUGUUGGAAGCACUAUUCAGGAUUACAUUGAGGUUAACGAUGACUUGACAACCUUGUCUGAAGCAGCUGAGAAGGCUGGACUGCUUGAAAAACUGGGUCAGCCAGGACACUACACUCUCUUUGCUCCCACCAAUGACGCUUUUGAUAAGAUUGAUGGUGAUUCCAUGGAGAGACUUUUGGGUGACGACGAUGUCCUCAAAGCUCUUCUGAGUUUCCAUAUCCUGGACUCAGUCCAGUGCUCUGAGGCCAUCAUGGCUGGAACUUCUUAUGAAACCCUGGAGGGAAACACCAUUGAAAUUGGCUGCGAUGGAGAGAGUUUAACGGUUAAUGGAGUCAAAAUGGUGCUCAAAAAGGACAUAGUCACUACCAACGGUGUUAUUCACCUCAUCGAUCAAGUGCUAAUUCCAGACUCAGCUAAGCAGGUAAUGGAACUUUUGGGAAGUUCCCAAUCAACAUUUGGUGACAUGAUGUCCGAGCUGGGCAUUUCUGCCGACAUUAGAGCAGACGCUGAAUACACCUUGUUGGCUCCUCUAAAUGACGUCUUUACUGAGGAACUGAUGGCAAUGGAUCAAAGGGACCUCAGGAUCAUCCUGGAGAACCACAUCAUUAAAAAUAAGAUUGGCCUUGGACAACUGUAUAAUGGCCAGCAGCUGGAGACCAUUGGAGGAAAAAUUCUCAGGGUCUUCAUUUACCGCACGGCGGUCUGUAUUGAGAAUUCCUGCCUCAUAAGAGGCAGCAAAGAAGGGAGCAAUGGAGCCCUUCAUGUCAUGAGGACGACGUUGAAACCUGCAGAAAAAUCUAUGUUUGAGAUUCUGACUGAAAACGGAAGUUUUAAGAUCUUUUUGUCUCUAAUGGAAGCUGCUCAAUUGACAGACCUGCUCAAACAGGAGGGAGGCUUUACUCUGUUUGCCCCCAGCGAUAAGGCGUUUGCUGCUUUGACUGAAAGAGAUGUGAGAUUGCUGAAAGGCAACCUUAAUGCUCUUAGGACAAUUCUUCUAUAUCACUUCAGUAAUGGUAUUGUCAUCGGAGGCGGUUUGGAGGCUCGCGUGACAAAUCUUUUAAAAUCUCUCCAGGGAAGCAACCUCAAACUAAAAUAUGCAGAUGAUGCUGUGCAAGUCAAUUCUGUCGUACUCCCAGAAACCGAUAAAAUGGCCACAAAUGGUGUUAUUCAUUUUGUCGACCAAGUCCUGUACCCUGAAGAUAUCCCUGUAGGGAGCCAGGAUCUCCUGUCGAUACUCAGGAAACUCAUUUCUUACAUCCAAAUCAAGUUCGUGUCAGGAUACACUUAUCAGGAAAUACCACUUACAUUUAUGAAGAGGAUCAUCACCCGUGUUGUCCAACAAACUCCUGAAGUGAGAAAAAUCACAAGGGUUAUUGAAGGGCAGCCCACCUUCACUAAGGUUACUAGGGUGAUUGAAGGGGAACCGUCUAUUACCAAAGUCACCAGAGUCAUUGAAGGGGAUCCAUCUUUUACCAAAGUCACCAGGGUUGUCUCAGGGCCUCAGUAUUCUGUCAGUUCAGGCACCACAAACAUUGCAGUGGACGGACUUGACCUCUCAAGAAUUACUACCAUUGAAGGGAAUGCUGAUCUAGACUCUGAUCAACUUCGCAGGCUGAUCCAAAAAGGAAGACCUAAUCCAAGAAAAGGUAUAGCUGGAAACAGGAGGAGGGGGAACUAAGGCUGGCCGGAUGACGAUAUCUUCCUGGUGAAGUUAUACUUGGUGGCUGCAAGUGGUUUCCUACAGAAGAUCUGAAGUGUCGGUUUCCGAUGACGACAGCACCUGCUAACCACAAAGAACUGUUCUUAUAAACUCUUAAUUUUAAUGGUGCUUUAUUUGUAUAUAGAUUGAAACUUUAAGUUCGUUGAAUGUUAGCAGUUCAAAUGAACAAUUUUCUGUCAGAUUUAAAAAAAAAUCUAGUCAUUCCAGUGAACAUCAGGUCAGUUUAUCGUAACAAAAAAUGUUUCUAACUUUUUCAUGACUUUGAAAGAUGUGAAUCUUGGA
Molecule: messenger RNA, 2761 nt
Organism: Cyprinodon variegatus (sheepshead minnow)
Lineage: Eukaryota; Metazoa; Chordata; Actinopteri; Cyprinodontiformes; Cyprinodontidae
Gene: postnb
Product: periostin-like
Exons: 22
Coding region: 65-2437 (790 amino acids)
Biological process (GO): extracellular matrix organization; cell adhesion
Cellular component (GO): extracellular matrix
Molecular function (GO): cell adhesion molecule binding
Source: RefSeq, a predicted model, not a curated record